UUUUUGCUUCCUUUUUAUGAUUUCACAGACCCUCUCUCUGCCCUUUUUUAUUUAAACCCUUUUCAAGGGUGGUUCCACUCUGUCUCUCUCUUCUCUCUCUCUCUUUCUCUCCUUUUCCUUCGUUUUAUGAUUUUUUUAAUCAUAUUUUUUCUUUAGCUGCUGCUUCUGCGGCGGCUAAACCCUAAUCGGUGCUUUGUAAAAGCCAUGUCAGGAUAUAAUCUGAACUUUUCUCCUGCAAGAUCUGUGUCUCCACAGAUUAGGAAUGCCCUUGAUGUCGACAGUAAUCAGUACUUGUCAGAGCUGCUGGCGGAGCAUCAAAAGCUUGGACCUUUCACUCAAGUUCUCCCAAUAUGUACCAGGCUUUUGAGUCAAGAAAUUCUGAGGCUUUCUGGAAGGCUGCCGAGCCAAGGUUUUGGGGAACUGGAUAGACUGAGGCAUAGGAGCCCUAGUCCUAUGGCUUCCUCAAAUCUUAUGUCAAAUGUUGCCGGUGCUGGAGGGUUGGGUGGUGGUUGGAAUGGACUUCUUCAUCAGGAGAGGUUAAGUGGACCUCCUGGAAUGUCAAUGGAUUGGCAAGGUGCACCGGCAAGUCCUAGUUCAUAUACCAUGAAAAAGAUAUUGCGAUUAGACAUCCCAGUUGAUACUUACCCAAAUUUCAAUUUCGUAGGACGACUACUUGGCCCCAGAGGAAAUUCUCUGAAGCGUGUGGAAGUCACUACAGGCUGCCGUGUAUAUAUUAGAGGAAAAGGUUCUAUAAAAGACCCAGACAAGGAGGAAAAAUUACGAGGGCGACCAGGUUAUGAACAUCUGAAUGAACCACUCCAUAUUUUGAUUGAGGCCGAUUUACCUGCCAACAUCAUUGACAUUAGACUCAGACAAGCUCAAGAGAUUAUUGCAGAAUUGCUAAAGCCCGUGGAUGAAUCACAAGAUUAUAUAAAGAGACAGCAAUUGCGAGAAUUAGCAUUGCUGAAUUCUAAUUCCCGGGAAGGGAGUCCCGGACCAAGUGGCAGCGUGUCGCCUUUCAACACUAGUGGAAUGAAGCGUCCCAAGACUGGCCAUUAUAAAUGCUGACGAUGAUGCGGAGGGCGUUUCGGUCUUUUGGUCGUCGUCGUGCCUGGGCCCACAUACCAUACACCAUGUAGAUGACAACGGAGAUCGGGCCGAGUUCACGGUGGCUUUUAAAAAAUGGUAACUACAUAAUGGUCGUUGUCUGAGAAAACGUAACUACAUAAGUUGUUUUCUUUAUACAGUUUCGUUGGUCGUUAAAUUUAUAUGGUCGGUCAUUCGGUCGGUUUUGCGGGUCGGAGUUUCUUGUGGGUUGGCAAACUCUAGAUUCAUUGGAUUUAUUUGUGUUGGCAAAGUAUUAUAGUGUGAUAUAUGUUGCUAUUUUUAGUUCAUUGUAGAGGGGUUUUUAGUGGUUUUGAAGCAAAUGCUUUGUAGCAAAAAUAACUCGUCUUUGUUGUCCAUUAUUUUGUUCAAGCAGUGAUGAUGAACUUGACAAUGAAUUAUUUAAUUAUAUUGCUAUAUUUGUUUAGCCACUGCUUUGGUCACCUUUACGCAAAUCCAACACGCCGAUUGAGAGCUAGGGCAAGACCAUCGAAGAAUUGGGGCUAUGAACUCGCACAUGAGAAUGGGUCAACGAAGCUAUGGGAAUCAUUCAUCGUCGGCCUCAUCUAGAAGAAUUGAAUAUUUUGGUGAUUGGUUAGAAGUUUUCACAUGUAAUUGUGGAAAUGAAAUGAGAAAUAUGACUGCAUGGAUUGACAGCAACUCGGGAAGAAGAUUUUGGAAGUGUAAUGAAAAAGUGAAUGAUAUUUACCUUCAAUGUUGUGUACGUAAAUGUCAAUUGUAUCUUAUAUGGUUAUAUUUAUAAAUAUAAUGUUAACUGUGUA
This is a messenger RNA of Cuscuta campestris, 1886 nucleotides long. The record is from the annotation of a GenBank genome assembly. Lineage: Eukaryota; Viridiplantae; Streptophyta; Magnoliopsida; Solanales; Convolvulaceae.